Messenger RNA from Pelagomonas calceolata, 1085 nucleotides. The record is from the annotation of a GenBank genome assembly. Lineage: Eukaryota; Pelagophyceae; Pelagomonadales; Pelagomonadaceae.
AGCAACUCUGCCUCGAGGCCUUCGUCCGAGGCCCAUUUUGUGGACGUCUCGCCGCACGCCAGACAGCAAGAAACGCAAGGGUUGCCUUAAGGCCUAUCUAGGACGCAAGGGCAGCAACUGUCGCCGCGCACGGACCGUCGUCGUCCACAGAAGCAAGAGGUGUGUGUGUUGGGCAGCCCGAGCCCGGCUUGAGGGGUCGUCGACUCCGCAGAGGCCAGUUUGGCUGCGCAGCAGAGGGAUAGCAAAGCACGAUGAGCGCCUACGGCGGCGCCAUCGUCUUGGCCUCGGGCGAGCUCCGGUUCCGGCCCCAGUCAUUUAGUUAUUGCGGCCACUGCGACCAAUAUUUCAUGUCUUGUACGUGCCACGGCAUCCCCCAUGCGCACGACUUUAAUUUCAAGUGCCUGCCGCGGCCGCCGGACGGCUCGACGCCGCAGAUGCUGUUGCGGCGGUGGUGUUCGUGCGUCGCGCAAUCGUCGUCGAUGGGCCGCUUCGAGGCCCUGAAGUGGUACCGGGACCACUCGUCGGCAAAACUCCGGGCCAUGGCCAACAAGCGGGACGCUUUGAACGACAUGGUCGAGGAAUACGUGGCUCGCUUGCCGAGCGACCCUCACUUGCCGCUACUGGCCAAGGCGAUCGGGAUUCGGGGCGCGCCCGCUGAGGGCGCGCCUCGAUUAGCAAGGGAGGCGCGGUCCGCGGCUGCUUCCUUCGUGGCGGGCGACUGGGCCACCGUGACGCGCGUCGGCGCCUUGCUGCUAAACAACGCGUUCCAGUCGAGCGACUGCGACCGCUACCCCUUGGCCGACGACGAGCUCGCCGAGGUCUUCUCGGCCAUCGACACCUUGAACAAGGUGCUCGGGCUCGGCUAUUCCGACGUCGGGUGGUGCCUCGCGAUCGAGAACGACCGCGCGCCGCAUGUGACGCCGGCGGCGCCGGGCGCGUCGGGCCGCUUCCGCGACGUCUCCGCCGCGCCGCCGCAGAACACGCAGUGCCGCUGCGGCUCGACGACGCACAAGCGCACGAACCACUCGUCGUGCCCCCUGAACCCGAAGAAGACGCAGCGCGCGCGGACCUAACUAGUAGUAGUU